CUGCUUGUACAUGUACAUUCCCAAGCAGCUUCACAUUAGAUUCUUACCUUGCACGUUGGCAUGGUCCAUCUGUUGCCCUCCUUUCUGGUUUAAGAUCGCCUACGCUGCAAGCUCCAGAGGAAUCCCACAUUCUGAAACUUUCUGCAGCUGUCACAGCAUAUCUAUUCUGGCAAACUUUGCUGAUGGCAGGGGACGUACAAAGUCUAUAUACUUUGUUGAAGGGCAUCCAUCAUCUGUAGCUAGCUGCAGCAGAUCAAUUGAUCACAAAAUGUCUCAUCUGAGCAUUCUCUCCUUCAAGUACAAUCUUGCCAAGCUCCGGUCCAAGGCCGGCCGGCCAGUGGGGCGGCCCCUGUCGGCCAGGGACCGGCAGUUCUCCGACCUGAGCACCUACAAGCCCGACGACGAGGAGAUGAAGAAGGUAUUCAACAUGAUCGCUAGCCACCCCCACCGCGGGAUCAACAAGAAGGACCUGCAGGUGCUCCUGGAGAGGCUCGGGAAGGCCGACGCCGCCGGCGAGGCGCGGCGGAUGAUGUGCGUCGCGGACCACAACAAGGACGGCUACAUGGACCUGGAGGAGUUCAUGGAGGUUCACAGCAACGGCGUGCAGCUGGGGGACAUCCGGCGGGCGUUCUUCGUGUUCGACAGGAACGCGGACGGCAGGAUCUGCGCCGAGGAGAUCAUGACGGUGCUGCGCAAGCUCGGGGAGAGCUGCAGCCUGGAGGAUUGCCGGAAGAUGGUGAGGGAGAUCGACAGGAACGGAGAUGGCUUCGUGGACAUGGACGAUUUCAUGGCCAUGAUGACUCGCCCACGGCGGAAGCCGUGAGCUAUGGAGCCGUGGAGCACUGAGGUUCCAUGUACUUCCUGAUGUAAAUAUGUAAUGUAUGCAAAUGAGAUCCAGAAUAAGAUGAUCGGAUUCAAACCGACACUAGUUUAGCUCAUCUUCUCCCUCUGCUGCUGUUUGUUUCCAUGGAUGACCAGAUGUUAAUUGGAUCGGUGAAAGAAUUCUUGUUGUUCAUAGUU
Setaria italica (foxtail millet) is the source of this 1020-nucleotide messenger RNA. Its product is annotated as calmodulin-like protein 1. Gene Ontology annotation, molecular function: calcium ion binding. The coding region runs from base 11 to 823 and encodes 270 amino acids. NCBI's taxonomy places the organism in Eukaryota, Viridiplantae, Streptophyta, Magnoliopsida, Poales, Poaceae. The record is from RefSeq and is a predicted model, not a curated record. The transcript has a single exon.